UGGAACUUUAAGGGGAGUGGUUUCCACUGUUGUCGGCCUGCAGUAUUUAUUCAGACACCUCUGCUUGUUCCUCACUACUUGGUCUGCAUACAUGACCAUGGACUUUUCCAAGAACGCAGAGGAGAGGCCGGAGCCCUCUAAGGCAGAUGUAAAAGGGAAUAUUCCUCGCUGGCUACAAGGCACACUGCUGCGUAACGGCCCCGGCAUCUUUUCAGUCGGGGACACCAGCUACGAUCACUGGUUCGAUGGGAUGGCCAUCAUGCACAGCUUCAACUUCAAAGACGGUGAAGUGACCCACAGGAGCAGAUUUCUUAGAAGUGACACCUAUAAGGCUAACAUGGCUGCAAACAGGAUAGUGGUGUCGGAGAUGGGGACAAUGGCAUACCCAGACCCAAGCAAGAACUUCAUUUUCAAGGCUAUAACCUUUCUCAACCACACGGUGCCUGACUUCACCGAUAACGGGGCAAGCAAUUUCAUCAAAUACGGGAACGACUAUUUUGCCACCUCUGAAACCAACUACAUCCGCAAAAUUGAUCCUGUGACCCUAGAAACUCAGGACAAGGUGGACUACUUGAAGUACCUGCCGGUAAACUUGGCUUCAUCCCAUCCACACUAUGACAAAGAGGGCAAUGCUUACAACAUGGGAACUUCAAUAGCAGAGAAGGGCAAGACGAAAUACCUGCUGUUCAAAGUCCCUGCUGUUGCAGAGAAAGACAAAGGCAAGAAUGUGCCUGUGCUGAAGAAUGCAGAGGUGGUCUGCUCCAUUCCCUGCCGCUCGCUGCUCACGCCCAGCUACUACCACAGCUUCGGCAUGACUGACAACUACUUCGUCUUCAUCGAGCAGCCUUUGAAACUGGACAUCCUCAAGAUGGCCACUGCGUACAUGAGGGGUGUCAACUGGGCGAGCUGCAUGAAAUACUGCCCCGAUGAAAGUACACUGAUCCACCUGAUAGACAGAAGGACAGGCAAAGAGGUCGAGACAAAGUACUACACUGGAUCAAUGGUCGUCUACCAUCACGUGAACGCAUACGAGGAUGACGGUCAUGUGGUCUUCGAUGUCAUCGCCUACAAAGAUAAAGGCCUUUACGAUAUGUUCUUCCUGAGCAAAUUGAAUACAAACACACACGACGAUGCCUACUCUAAACCAGGCUACAAAAGAUUUGCGCUUCCCAUCCACUCAGACAAGGGCAUUGCUGUUGGAGAGGACCUGGUGAAACUCAAAUACACAACAGCCAGUGCUGUGAAGGAGAAAGAAGGCAAACUGCUGUGCCAGGCCGAGGUGCUCUGUGAAGGUUUCGAAUUACCCAGAAUAAAUUAUGACUUCAACGGCAAGAAGCACCGGUUUGUCUACGGAAGCGGUGUGGAGGACUCUGCGUUGUCACAAAUGGUUGCAAAGUUGGACACAGAAACCAAGGAAAGGGUUUACUGGAGUGAGGAAAACUGCUGGCCAUCAGAGCCUGUGUUCAUCCCCAGACCAAAUGGAGAGUCAGAGGACGAUGGUGUGGUUCUCGCAACAGUUGUCAACCCAGGCAAGCCCGGUUUCAUCGUGGUUCUUGACGGCAGAACAUUUAAAGAAGUAGGACGAGCAUACAUUAAUGCUGAGCUGCAAAAUGGCGUGCAUGGAUUUUUCAUCCCACAAGGAAAUUAGCCAGCGUGUCCGCAACACCCUCCCAAAAAACUGUGCUGUCUGGCACGUGACACUGUUUGAAUAAGUUUAAACAAAAGCGCAAUGAGGGCGUGCGUGGAUUCAUGCAUGUCUCCCCGUCUCUUUCAUAGUGAACAGUAACAGAUUUUUCUUGAGAUGUUUAUUAAGACACGUGCAGAUUUAUUGAUUUCGUAUGGAUCAAAAUGUUGCUUAUGCUUGUAUAUAUAUAUUACUGUCAUGUAGUCUCCAUUAUUCUAUUGUACUGCUUUGGUCAUUAUUGUACCUGUGCACCUCCUUUUCAUUAAAAAAAAAGAAAGAAAAGAAA
Acanthopagrus latus (yellowfin seabream) is the source of this 1970-nucleotide messenger RNA. RefSeq names its product beta-carotene oxygenase 1 (gene bco1). The transcript is spliced from 11 exons. Gene Ontology annotation, molecular function: beta-carotene 15,15'-dioxygenase activity; carotenoid dioxygenase activity. Gene Ontology annotation, biological process: retinal metabolic process; carotene catabolic process. Lineage: Eukaryota; Metazoa; Chordata; Actinopteri; Spariformes; Sparidae. Bases 92 to 1648 code for a protein of 518 amino acids. The record is from RefSeq and is a predicted model, not a curated record.